Hemiscyllium ocellatum (epaulette shark) is the source of this 5464-nucleotide messenger RNA. It is a transcript of the gene prim1, whose product is annotated as DNA primase subunit 1. Gene Ontology annotation, cellular component: alpha DNA polymerase:primase complex. Bases 6 to 1262 code for a protein of 418 amino acids. Lineage: Eukaryota; Metazoa; Chordata; Chondrichthyes; Orectolobiformes; Hemiscylliidae. The transcript has 13 exons. Gene Ontology annotation, biological process: DNA replication, synthesis of primer. The record is from RefSeq and is a predicted model, not a curated record.
AAGAAAUGGCGCCCGAAGGGAAUCAGUAUGAUGCAGCUGAAUUACCAGAUUUACUCCCCAUUUAUUAUAGACGUCUUUUCCCAUAUUCCCAGUACUUCAGGUGGUUAAGUUAUGGUGGUGUCUCCAAGACCUAUUUCCAGAAUCGAGAAUUCUCCUUCACCCUGAAAGAUGAUAUCUACGUGCGUUACCUGUCUUUCAAUAAUUCAAAUGAACUGGAGAAAGAAAUGCAGAAAAUGGUUCCUUAUAAGAUUGACAUUGGAGCUGUUUACUCAAACAAGCCCAGCCAGCACAAUUCUAUGAAGUCAGGAACCUUCCAUGCUGAGAGUAAAGAGCUGGUUUUUGAUAUUGACAUGACAGACUAUGAUGAUGUUCGAACCUGUUGCAGCUCUGCAGAUAUUUGCCACAAGUGCUGGACACUAAUGGUGAUUGCUAUCAAGAUUCUGGACAGAGCAUUGGAAGAGGACUUUGGGUUUCAACACCGUCUCUGGGUGUACUCUGGCAGAAGAGGGGUCCAUUGCUGGGUCUGUGAUGACAGUGCACGGAAACUUUCCCAGGCAGCUCGGUCCGCUGUUGCCGAGUACCUGAGUGUGGUCAAGGGUGGAACGGAUACAAUCAAGAAAGUACAUUUGAAUAGUCCCAUUCAUCCUUCUAUUCAGGAAUCUAUCACUCUGAUUGAUAGCUAUUUUGAAGACUACGCUCUGAAUAAACAAGAUGUCUUUGGCAGUAAAGAAACUUGGCAGAAAGUCUUAGCUCUGGUCCCUGAUGAGUUUCAUGAGGGAUUGCAAAUAGAUUUUGACAAAGCACGAAAUGCAACCGAUCGCUGGAAAUUGUUGCAACGCACUUUAACCAAACAAGUGAAUGACCACCAUUUAGAAGAAAUUAAGCUGCAGUACUGCUAUCCCCGUCUGGAUAUUAACGUCAGCAAAGGCAUCAACCAUCUGCUGAAAAGCCCUUUCUCCGUUCAUCCCAAAACGGGACGCAUUUCAGUGCCUCUCGAUGUCAAGAAUGUGGAUAAAUUUGAUCCUUUUAGUGUCCCGACAAUAAGUUAUCUUUGCAAGGAGCUUGAUAAGAAAACUAAGGAAGAGCAAGAAGUUACAAGUGCUGAGAACGGUGAAGAGCUGGAGGUGAAACGUCGCACCAGAGAUUAUAAGAAAACAAGCCUCCUUGGGCCCAUCCAGAUUUUUGAACAAUUUAUAGAGAAGAUGGAGCAAUCACGAAAGGGACAGCUGCUGAAACAGAGUGAUCGAGAAGGAGAUUUUUGAUAUUCCCCCAAUGAGCACGUUCUUCUUCAACUGCGUUUCAGCAUAUGUUGGCUUGUAUCAUUAGGUUGGAAAGCUUGGAAUCGUGACUGCCUUCUGACUUCGCUGCUGUAGCUGCAAAGAAGAUUUAAAAGUUUAUGAUGUACCAAAAUGCACUUCAGUUCUGAGCAGCCUUUAGUUAAGGCCUGUGGAACAACCGUUUCAGAAUUCCUACUUGAGAGGUUUAUAUCAUUUUAUAUCUAGCAGAUAUUUAUAUAUCCAUAUUUUGUCUCUUGGUAAGAUUCCUUUUAUUUUUCUUCUGCAUUUCCACUUGCCACGAAUUGAAUCACUUAGAUCUUAAGCUACAUUAUACAACAUCAUGUGGAAGAGUCACCUUUUUAAUUAGGGUGGCAGUCAAUCCCAGGACUCUCUAACUGUUGAACUUUGGCAGAAGAGCCAUCUAGAAUGGGCACCAUUUUUCUGCAGGUUCCUGAAGUUCUGUGUAAAAUUCAGAUAUGAUGGAUGAGCUGUAAAACCUCUAUGGGAAAUUGUCCCUCAAUGUUCAUCUUUCAAUGUCCAUAUACUGGAGUGUGAAGAAUAGUGAAUUGGGACUGGGGAACUACUGGUAUCUGUGGACCUAAAGCCCAGUAAGAAUCAGCAUCUUUCCAUUUUCAUCCAACACUUGAAGAGAAAAAAAAACACUGCACACUUCACCAGAGACUUGAUUGAAAAUGUGUACUUUGUAAGCUUAUGCAAGCAGUCUCCAUUACUACUUAGUAAAGAGAUGUUUUUAUUCUGUGUAAUAUCAUGGAGAGGGGUGAGAUUAUCCCCUCUUCUCCUGUACCUGUAUGAGGGCAUGUUUAAAAGGAAAAAACAACUCUCAAAUGACAGGUUCUGUUGUAUUUUUUUCAAGGAAAAUGUUUAUUUUUAACACAGCCAUACCUCCUACAUUUGAGUGAAAUAUUGUUUCCAAAAAGUUUGAAAGCCACCCUGACUUUCACUUCUCCUUUUGGUCCACUGAAGAAUAGAGUCUGGAGGUCACAAAUGAUUAAUUUCAUGUAGCAGCAGACUUCUUGUUCCACUCCUGUUGGGAGACAGUUGAACACCUGUCCUAUAACCUUUAGAAUUGUAGGGAUUUAUAGCAUGGGGGAAGAAAAGGUUGUUCAGCCUAUUGUCUAUCUUGGUCAUUUACUCUAGUCCCAUUUCCCAGUACUUGUCCAUAGUGGUGUUCCAAGUGUUAACCGAAAUACUCUACAACCCUUUAAGGAGGAAUUUUUAGAUGUCAUUUUGGAUGCCAAAUUCUUCAUUAAAUCCACGACCCUCUGGAUAUAACACCUCUGUUAAGAGGAAAGGUUUAUUCUUUACGAGAUCUCUGCCCUCUAUAAAGCAUAUGUCAAGUGGAUCUGUUAUCCCCACCCAAAGUCAUCUUCGCUGUAAGGAAAACAACACACUCUGAUCUAGUCUCUCUGUAGCUGGGGAAUCUCCUCUGCACCCUCUCUACUACAAUCUUAGCUCUUUAAAAGUGUGGUGACUACAAAUUGAUACAGCACUCUAGCUAUAGACUAACACCUUGUCCAACUCCAUCAUAAUCUCUCUGUUCUUCUAUACAAUGUCUCCACUAAUAAAGAUAAGUAUCCCAUAUUUUCAAUUCACCUGGCAUGUUGCCAUGUCUUCUGUGAAGCUUCAGGUGCAUUCCCUUGCCUUGUUAGUUCUCCUAAAAUGUACCACCUUUUCUCAGUCUGAUUCUCAAAAGGCCUGCUUUUUUUAUAUCCCCAACAUCAGAUCAUCUCAUUGGUUCAAUAUUGGCAAAACAAUAAAUUCAAACUCGAUUGGAUUUUCGUAUCCUGUGGCAUAAUUUAAACCAAUUGGUUAAAUUCGAAUUGUUGUCAAAACAGCAACCGACUCGGGUAUCUAUUUCACAGCCAUGUGUUACAUAUUUUCAAUUUUCCAAUACACAGACUGCUCUUGAAAGCUCUGUGCAGAACAGCAUUCACCCUCUCUUAAAGGUACAAACAUGCCUUCAACUUCAUAACAAUUAAAACACUUGCAUAUGCUCUGGCUUCUGUAUUGACUUGGCUUCUCUUCUAUGUUUGUGCAUCACCCCCUAUUGUCCCUCCACGCCAUAACCCUCCCACUGCCAAAUUAGUUCAACACCUCUGCACCAUACAUGAAAGGAUGCUUAUCCUGUUUCAGGUCCCACAUUCCCACAAACAGACCCAGCGCUCUAGGCUUUCCCUCCUCUCAGUCACAUUCAUUUGCUUUAUUAAUCUAUUCCUAUGCUCUCUAGCACACACCACUGGAGUAGUACAGAGAUCGCAACCUUCAAGGUCCUGCUUUUCAAUCUGCUACCUAUUCCCAAAUUUCUUGUGGAAGAACCUCAUCCUUCUUUCUACCUACGCCAUUUGUCUUCCCCCUUUCUAAAAAAAAAGCCCUGCAACCAUUCACUUCAUACCCUUGACCUUCAAUCAUGGAGUCCCGUCGGACUACAGAAACAUUUGUCUGUAGCCUUCACUUUUGAAUCUCCUACCACUAUUCCUAUUUUUCCCAUCCCCUUCUGUAACUGGGUUCUGGCCGCACUCCCCAGAGAAAUUGUCACUCAGUGGUUUCCAACGCAGAAAAAUUAAUUAUUUAAAUUAAUUUGUGGGAAGUGAGCAUUGCUGGCUGGGCCACCAUUUAUUGUCCUUCCUUAGUUGACGUUGAGAAGAUGGUGAAGAGUUGUCUUCUUGAGCCACUAUAGUCCACAUGCUGUAGGUAGUCCCAUGGUGCCAUUAGGAAGGUAAGGGAGUUCCAAGAUUUUGAUCCAAUGACACUGAUAGAACAGCAAUAUAUUUCCAAGUUGAGGUAGUGAGUGACUUGGAGAGAGAUUUGUACAUGUUGUUCCCAUGUGUCUGCAGCUGUCCUAGACAGAAGUCAUCAUUGGUUUAGAGGGUGCUGUCUAAGACACUUCGAUGAAUUUCUGCAGUGCAUCUUGUAUAUGGUGCACACUGCUGCAUCAGAGCCUCAGCGGUGGAGGGAGUGAAUGUAGUGCCAAUCGAGUGGGCUACAUUGUCUUUGUACCAAGUUUCUUGUGUUGUUGGAGCUGCACUCAUCAGCCAAAUGGGGACUAUUCCAUCACACUCCUUACUUAUGCCUUGGUAAUGUUGGACAGGCUUUCGGGAGCCAGGAAGUGAGUUACUUGCUGUAGGAUUCCUAGUCUAUGACCUACUGCUGUGGCCAGUUUAUUUAUAUGGUAGAUUCAGUUUCUGGGCAAUGGUAACCCCAAGAUGAUGGCAACCAAGUGUUUGAGCGGGAUGGGGGUUCAAUGAUGGUAACACCAUUGACUGUCAAAGGCCAUUGUUACAGUGUUUAUUAUUGGUGAUGGUUAUAGCCUGUCAUUUGUGUUGCACGGAUGUUAAUUGCCAUUUUUCUGCUGAAGCCUGGAUAUUACACUUAAACAUGGACUGCUUCAGUAUCUGAGUCAUGAAUUGUGCAAUCAUCAGUGAAUAUCUCCAAUUCUGAUGGAGGAAUGGUCAUUGAUGAAACAGCUGAAAAUGGCUGCACCUAGGAUGCUACAAUAAGGAACUCCUGCUGAGAUGACUGACCUCCAACAGCCGUAACCAUCUUCCUCUGUGCCAAGUAUGCCAGCAGAGUUUUCCCUGAAUACCUAUUGCUUCCAGUUUUGCUAGGGCUCCUUGAUGCCACACUAUCAAAUAUACCAUUGAUGUCAAGGGCUAUCGUUCUCACCUCUAUAACUCAGCUGUUUUGCCCGUGUUGCACCAAGCUGCAAUGAGGUUAGCAGCUGAGUAGCCCUGGUGAAACCCAAACUGGGUGUCAAAAAACAGAAUAUUUACAGCCCAGGAAUAGGCCCUUUGGCCUUCCGAGCCUGUGCCGAUCCAAAUCCACUGUAAACCUAUCACCCAAUCCCUAAGGAUCUGUAUCCCUUUGCUCCCCAACUACUCAUGCAUCUGUCCAGAUGUAUCUUAAAUGAAUCUACCGUGCCUGCCUCUACUACCUCUGCUGGCAAUGCAUUCCAGGCACCUACCACCGUCUGUAAAGUACUUUCCCCAUAUAUCCCCCUUAAACUUUUCUCACCUUGAACGUGUGACCUCUCGUUAAUGAAUCCCUCACCCUGGGGGGAAAAAAACUUAUCUCUAUCCACCCUGUGUAUACCCUUCAUUAUUUGGAGAUGCCGGUGUGGAGCAGCACUCCAAAAGCCAAUGCUUCCAAUUAAACUUGUUGGACUAUAA